GCAUUAAACGUCAUCGUGCUCAGCUGACUGCGACUGCAUCUCGCUACUGGAGUAGAAAUGUAUUUGUUUUGUUGUGUUUUAGACUUUUUAAAGUGAGUUAUUUUAAAGGUCUCUUUAUCAUUUAUUCGCAUACAAUGUGUAAGGUAUGUUGGGGUUAAGUUGACCAGUCGCGACUAAUUUCACAUUUAUAGCCAUUUAAGCUAGCGCGACGUGCGAAGUUGCCAUGCUCGGUUGCAGAUAUGCAGUGGAAAACUUUUUCUGUCUUUGCGUUACUCAUUAACGUUACCGAAACUUCAAGCGCUUCAUAUGUCAUCACAGUAGAUGUGGGCAGACCAGUAGGAGAUCUUAAGCACUUCUGGAGAAGCACUGGUUUCUGUCCCCCGCUCCCUCACACCCAGGCCCACCAGUUUGACCUGAGCAUUGACCAGCAGCUGAACCUGGCCUAUGUGGGCUCAGUCCCCCAUGGAGGGAUCCAACAGGUCAGGAUACACUGGAUGUUGGAGCUGGUCACUGCGCAAGACAUUGGAGGACGGCCCCAGUACAACUUCACUAAUCUGGACCAACUGAUAGAACUUUUGUGGAUUAAUGGACUCCGACCAGGUUUUGAACUGAUGGGCAGUGUCUCUAACUACUUCACUGACUUUGAGGAUAAAUCGCAAGUGGUCGAGUGGAGAAAUCUGGUUUAUCUCAUAGCCAAGAGGUACAUCGACAAGUAUGGCCUGGGGAGUGUUUCUCAGUGGAACUUUGAAACAUGGAAUGAGCCCAACAACCAUGACUUUGAUAAUGUCACCGUGUCAAUUCAAGGGUUUCUAAACUACUAUGAUGCCUGUUCGGAGGGUCUACGCAGCGCCAGCAGUCUCCUGAGGUUUGGGGGUCCAGGAGACUCCUGCCAUUCUCCCCCACACUCACCAUACUGCUGGGCCAUGCUGCAGCACUGCUACAACGGCACCAACUACUUCACUGGAGAGACGGGUGUCAGGAUCGACUACAUCGCCCUGCACAAGAAGGGAGGAGGCUACUCCUUGCCCAUCCUCCAGCAGGAGAUGCAGACAGUUGGGGAGAUCCAGGAGCGUUUCCCCCGGUUCCGCAGCCUCCCUGUAUACAAUGAUGAGGCUGAUCCGCUGGUGGGCUGGUCCAGGCCUCAGGAGUGGAGGGCUGAUGUGACCUAUGCUGCGAUGGUGGUGAAGGUAAUAAACCAGCACCAGGAUCUGCUGCUGGCAGACCCAAACUGCACCAUCAACUACACCCUGCUGAGCAACGACAAUGCCUUCCUCAGCUACCACCCACACGCCUUCACCCAGCGCACGCUGACCGCCCGCUUCCAGGUCAACAACACCCAGCCACCUCACGUGCAGCUGAUCAGGAAGCCGGUCCUCUCUGUCAUGGGCCUGCUGGCUUUGCUAGGAGAGACCCAGGUCCUGGCUCAGGUUUUAAACUCGGCAGGAACCAACAACAGCACGGUGGGAGUUCUCGCCAGCAGCCACAAGCCCGUAAUCCCGGGCGGCUCAGACAGCUGGCAGGCGGCAGUGCUGGUCUAUAACAGUGACGACAACAGCAUGUCCACCAACACUGAUGAUGUCACCGUCUCACUGAAAGGACUGGCUGCACAAAAGGGUCUUGUGUACGUCACAUAUUACAUUGACAACAAUGUAACCAACCCAUACCAGCUGUGGCAGAGCAUGGGCAGCCCCGACUACCCCACAGCAGAACAGUUCAGACGCCUCAGGAGCGUGCAGGACCCUCAUAUUGACGGACCCUGGGAAGUUCCUGCAGGGGACACUCUAACUCUGAAAGCCAAACUGUCUGUGCCCUCUGUCCUCCUCAUCCAUGUUUGUGCCCUGCCCAAAGCCGUGCCAGACCAGGUCAAUGGAUUACGCUUCAUCAGGAUCACCAAAGGCCAAGUCCUGAUUGUCUGGUCAGACCACUGUGUUGAUUCCAAAUGCAUUACGACAUUUGAAGUGGAAUUCUCCGUAGACCACAAGGAAUUCAGCAGAAUUAAUACUCAAGACACCAUUUUUACUUCUUAUGUUUAUUCGCCUGUGGACCAGGAGGUUGGCGGUCUGUACAGAGUUCGAGCUGUGGACUACUGGGGCAGGCCUGGCCUGUACUCACUGCCAGAGAGGUAUUCAGAGGAGCAUUAGACCAACGUCAAGUCUGGUAGCAUUCAAAUUAUGUUUCUAAAUUGUUUUGUACAAUGUAAAUACAUUUUAUAGGGAUCAAUGUGCUCAUUUAUAUAUGUUAUACAGUAUGGGUCCUUUUGUGGUUAGUUAAGCGUUGUUUCAUCUGCCCAAUCACAUUGUAAGCAUACAUUUAUUAUUUAUGCUCAUGCUCUAUUUGACAGUAAUACAGGCAUCACAUGUUUUAACAGAGUAUAGUAAUGGUUGAAAUUUCAAAGUCAUUUCAUUUUGCUCUUUGACCAUUUUGAGAAUAUAAAAGUGACUCGAUACAAUAAUCAUCAGCAAACAUUACCAGCUCAAAUACAUUGAUUUCUGUUGAAGCUGUUGUAGAUUUAUUGGCUUGUGGAGAUGGAUAAUGUUAUUGAACACAUCCUGUCUUGGUGAUAACCUUUUAAACUCACUACUGACAGCACCAAGCAAGCAGUAACAUGUUGUUAUAAUCAAAAUAAACAGCAUGGCUGGCA
Molecule: messenger RNA, 2641 nt
Organism: Siniperca chuatsi (mandarin fish)
Lineage: Eukaryota; Metazoa; Chordata; Actinopteri; Centrarchiformes; Sinipercidae
Gene: idua
Product: alpha-L-iduronidase
Exons: 14
Coding region: 240-2141 (633 amino acids)
Biological process (GO): carbohydrate metabolic process
Molecular function (GO): L-iduronidase activity
Source: RefSeq, a predicted model, not a curated record